AGUACCCUCAGGUUGGACUUUAAAUUUCUCAAAGACCGCCAUUUUCAAAUUCUUAUCAAUUUUCCUCUACGAAUUCGUUGCUAAAUAGCUCUUAUAUUACGACAGUACCCUUAUGGAUUUUCACAAAAGUGCUGAGGAACUGCAAACGUUACGAAAAAAGCUAACAGAAGCUCAAAUGCCAUGUCGAAGUGGUCCCAAGGACUCUGUGGUAGACGGAAGUGACGGCCAGGCUGAGAGAUUGGAGGAACAACUUCACGAAAUGGAGGAUGUUUUGUCUGAGGAAAGGAUUCUAAGAAAAGGAAAUAUAUCCGUUGGAAAAUGGAAUGGUGAAAGAAGACUUGUGGAGGUUUUAAUAGCGAAGGGUGUUCACUGGAAUGUCUUUGGAAAGUCCAUCAACGGUCACCUAGUCUUGGAGCCUGAUGAAGCAUUGUAUAUGCUUGACCAUGGUAUGUUGGAGUUGUUUCAUAAUGAUUUACCAGUUUCUCUUCAGCAGGCUUAUGAUCUGCUGUUAUCUGAUGAGUUUCCACUCCAUGAAUAUGUUGUCUAUAGUUAUCUUAGAAAUCUCGGUUACAUUGUCCUCAGAUAUAAAAGAGGAAAUCUCAUGGAACACACAGAAAACAAAGUGGAUAAAGAGAUGGGGAAAAUGACUGAUACGUUGUUGGAUAAAUCAAUGGAGAUAGAUGUGGAUGUUAAAAAUACAUCACAGGAAAAAGUAAUAUACAAAAGGGAAGAUCCCAAGGAGGAAUUUGAAGAUGUUAAAAAGGAACGUGUUGGGAGGAUAAUAGAUGAAAAAAUUGUGGAAGAUAAGAAAGCUCAACCAGAUUUUGAACUGGGAGAUUUAGAAAAAAAAGUGGAAGAAAAAGAGGUUGAAAGUGAACAUGAGAUUGUAGAAAAGAAGAAUACUCCUGUUUCACAUUACUGGGAGGAUAAAGAAUCCCGACCUUUGGUUCAUCCUAGUGAUGCUACAUCAUUAGAAAAUAUCUUGAACAAACUUCAAGUUAUCCAGGGGCAGACAAGGCAAGAAGCAUCGCAACACACGACCGAAUGUAAAUUUCAGAUAACCUAUGAUGUAUUCCAGCCACAAAAAAACUUCAGGAAAACUAAUCCUGGAUUACCAAAUUAUUGUAUUUGUGUUUGCAAGUUUUCUGAACCUCCUCCGACGAUAGGGGAAAUGAACUUUAUGGCAUCUCAAGCACAUCCAGUUCCUCUAAAAUAUGCUGUUAUUGAUGGCCGAGAUGUCUCAUUUUAUUCCAUACUGGAUGUUCAAUUACCAACAUAUGUUGAAAGAUGAACACCUUGCUCAAUUUGAUCU
Molecule: messenger RNA, 1312 nt
Organism: Dendronephthya gigantea
Lineage: Eukaryota; Metazoa; Cnidaria; Anthozoa; Malacalcyonacea; Nephtheidae
Product: tRNA-splicing endonuclease subunit Sen54-like
Exons: 10
Coding region: 113-1291 (392 amino acids)
Biological process (GO): tRNA-type intron splice site recognition and cleavage; tRNA splicing, via endonucleolytic cleavage and ligation
Cellular component (GO): tRNA-intron endonuclease complex
Molecular function (GO): tRNA-intron lyase activity
Source: RefSeq, a predicted model, not a curated record